GCACAGGAUGCGAUCGCACGAUCCUGCCCGUGAGCAAUCUCCCAACUCAUCUCUGUCUGAACGCACCCAACGAAAGAAUGUAAAAUUUAACCUCCUAUCAGUUGAUUACCGUUAACAAACCCAAGUGACAAGAGAACCUGGUUUUGAGGAAAUUAGAAGGAAGUAAUUGCAUUGGGAGUAAAGGAAAAGGAAAACAAUGGUUAAAAUAGUAGUUCAAAUUAAGGCAACUUUGGAGAAUAUAGAAGAACUCAGACCCUCUGGCCCAGACUUCCAGUGGUAUUUUAAAUUCAGUUGUUCCAACUGCGGAGAGGUGUCGGAGAAGUGGAACUACGUGUCUCUGACGGUAUCAGUUCCUGCACAGCGGGGAACUGCCGUUAACCAUUUUGUGAGCAAAUGUAAACUAUGUGCGCGGGAGAAUUCCAUGAGUAUUAUCGAGGAUUCUAUCAAGAGUUACUUGAAUGACGAUCAAGAGAAAUUUAAAACAAUUGUAACGCUCGACUGCCGAGGGAUAGAGCCCUGUGACUUUUCUGCGAGAGAAGGGUGGGUGGCGAAAGCUAUCGACAAUGGAACCGAGUUCACGGAGGUAGAUUUAAGCGAGAAUCAGUGGGCCGAUUACUGUGAUAAAAUUAAACAACCCGUCGGAAUUUAUCAAAUAGAACAUAAGUUCCAGAGAGUCAAGUAAAGGAUAAUAUGAGAGGAAAUACGUCGACAUCGAAGCAGGCAAAAACCGACAGAGACCCUGAACGACGACAAAGGAAAAAGUACGAUCCGACGCAACUCGAAUCGUAAGACCCUCUACGAAAUCUAAACUAGACGUUCUAGGAAUUCCGUACUUGUCUAAAGUACCUAGUCUACCAUCGGUACUUCUUUUCCUGUUUUAACGUCAUACAAUUAAGCGCAGCAUCUACGUCUACUCUUUACGACUAUCUUUGGUAUACGGUAGGGAAAGUGCUCAUUCUAUCUAUCUAGGGAGGGAAGAGACUACGUUUCCUAUCCACUCAACUGUAUCUCCAAGGUACCGAUUAGAAUAGGAACAUCGUGAUUAAGAAGUGCUGGAUCACCAGAGGGGAGCCCUUCCCUAAUCAGGAAGUCUCUCGAAGAGUUUUUGCGCUGCUAAAAACAAGAGCUUUCCUCUCGUCCGAUGUCAGCAACCGGUGGAUCCUUGUUCCAAGACUGUGCGUUUAACGUUUUACGAUAGAACGAGUCGGAUGGUAGGUUUCUCCGGGCCGUAUUCAGUGGGUUCGCGAUAAUAGUACUUAGCCCCCUAAUGGACACUGGAUUACAAUUUCGCGUCCUCUACUCACUACGUAUACGCUAAAUGUCUCUACCUUUAGGGAGAUCCCUACGACCUAAGAUUUCGAUACGGCUUUAAUCUCGCGUGCAGCCACGAGGGAUUUUCCGGACAAAAAUUCAUGGAUUCACCCUCGAAUAGGCGCCCUCGGCAUCCCUCAACGCGCGUUGCAAAUGCGUCGCCAUCGGUCGGGGAGAAACGAAGGAAGAUCUCGAUUUUGCCGAUUUUCAACUACAAUAUGGAAAUUCCGGGUUUCGCUAGAGCCUUUGUCUCUCGCGAAGGAGCUUCGCUCCGAGAUAGAAGAAGGGCUUUCCGGACUUUAGAGAAGCGAGACCACGAGAAGUCAAUUUUGCGAGCCACCGAAGAACCUCGGGAAACUAACGGCGAUGAAAGCGCUAAUUGGACCGACUCGGACCCCUCUCGAAGAUCCGGCCGCGUAAAAAAUAUUAUCCCUUAGAAGUUACCGAACGGACAACGCGCAAAAUCGCCCAGAAAAUAUGCGUCGUCGCAAUUUUGAUCGACCCCCUUUCUUCGUGUACAGCGGCAGAAAAAUAUAUCCGGUCACUCGUUAA
Messenger RNA from Orussus abietinus, 1863 nucleotides. Its product is annotated as UPF0587 protein C1orf123 homolog. The transcript has 3 exons. The record is from RefSeq and is a predicted model, not a curated record. The coding region runs from base 197 to 682 and encodes 161 amino acids. Lineage: Eukaryota; Metazoa; Arthropoda; Insecta; Hymenoptera; Orussidae. Gene Ontology annotation, molecular function: zinc ion binding.